GCUGCUACACAGAUUUAACGAUUCAUAGCUUAGCACAAAGAGCGGUUGUUUAACAUGCACUCUGAUGUUUACUUUAAAAGCCUUCAAAGAUCGGCGCAACGACUGCGUCUUUGCAAAUUAGAGUCCCGCGAAGUUGAUAAAGACCUUGAAAUUUUGGAGAGAAACCGGAAAGACUUGAUUGAAAAGAAAGAACGAAUAGAUAACGAAUUCGAAAUCUUGCUUCGCCAGCACGCUAAAGCAGAAUGUCGUCAACUUGCAUCAAUGAUGUUACAGCGGCUACCUCUAGAGAUCCGGGAGAUGGUGUAUGAGUACGUUUACGUUGAAGAGAGCCCAAUAACGAUUGGCUCACAUCAUUUUACACCUUCUAAACCAACUCGGGUGAGUCAAGACCGGGAAGAAUUGAUCCAAGACGGAGAAGAGGUGGGUCGAGGCGCGCAAGACUUGGUUCGCGCGUUGCUUGCCAGCGCUGGCGAAGGGGCUAUGGUACAAGACCAUAGCAGCUCACCUCCAGAUGGCAUCAUAAUGCCUACUGAUCAUGCCCUGGAUCCGACAUUCAUGGGGAAAGAGGUGGCACAUGAAGUUUCCAAAUUUUACUACGCGUCCAACACCUUCUCCAUGUGCACUAUCGACGAUUCAAUAGAGAGAUUCCUCCUCUACGACGUAGCAACCAACUUUCCAGACUUCUUCAAUGAGGAGAAGAUCCUCGAUCUUGUUCCAAUUGAUCAUGUUCGCAAUCUCCAAAUUCGUGUCAAGAAUCAGCAUCUAUCUUUCCGAGGCACAGCCGAAUUCGACAUGGAGAAAGACAUGUUGAUGGAUAUCUUCCGUACUUUCGAUGCUUUGACUCAUUCUGGAAGGACCGAAACAUCUCCCCAAAUGAGUUUAGAAGUGAUACUCAUGACAUCGUUCCCACCACGUAGUCUAGAUCGGUCCACUCCAGAUGAUGAGACACGAGAGACACGACGUCGUUUGACGAAUAUCCUUGAAGCCAUCCGUUCGCCGUUAUAUAAGCUACAGCACGAUCAAAAUACGCAGAUCAGUGUCUUACAUCAUGAUGAAAGCUCUUUUGCUUUUCCGAGGCCACUCACGCAUCUAUUCGCUCUCGACAAAUCUAACUGGGAAUUGGAGAAAGAAGAAUUAAAGAAGGCGAUGACAGUUUACUCACCUCUAGAUUUCGUGGUCAAGACUGGUUUCAGGACAGCUGAAGGGCAAACCGGAGAUUCUGUAAAUGAACUAAAGAACGUACUCGAAAGACGCUGGGCCUGCAAUCCAGAUAUGCGUCUUAACCCCGAGUUCAGCAUUUCAAAGAGCGCCUACUGGCCGGUCAGAACUCCCAGCGACUUGAUAUCGGAGCCCAGGCCGUGA
Molecule: messenger RNA, 1362 nt
Organism: Periconia digitata
Lineage: Eukaryota; Fungi; Ascomycota; Dothideomycetes; Pleosporales; Periconiaceae
Source: the annotation of a GenBank genome assembly